Messenger RNA from Priceomyces carsonii, 594 nucleotides. It is a transcript of the gene ORM1, whose product is annotated as sphingolipid homeostasis protein. NCBI's taxonomy places the organism in Eukaryota, Fungi, Ascomycota, Pichiomycetes, Serinales, Debaryomycetaceae. The transcript has a single exon. The coding region runs from base 1 to 594 and encodes 197 amino acids. The record is from RefSeq and is a predicted model, not a curated record. Gene Ontology annotation, biological process: intracellular sphingolipid homeostasis; sphingolipid biosynthetic process; ceramide metabolic process. Gene Ontology annotation, cellular component: endoplasmic reticulum membrane.
AUGGCAAGCCUUACACCCGAUAAUACUGAUGGAUUAACCGUCAAUAACGACAAUUUGUCACCCACAGCGUCCCACCACUCUGCGCAUUCAGUGAGACAAAGGAGAUCAUCCUCAAUCAUUCAGCAUCUUGAACCAGACACAUUGGAAACAAAAAUAGACCAAUCAUUGAACCCUAACUGGAAUGCCAAUUGGGUCCAUUUUAAAGGUGCUUGGAUUAUUCAUGUUGUCUUAAUUAUUUUCUUGAAGGUAUUUUUUAACUUUAUAUCUGUGUUAGACAACGAUUGGAAAUGGACGUUGACAAACGUUAGCUACGAUAUUGGAUCUUAUAUCAUGUUUCAUCAAGUUAAGGGAACUCCAUUCGAAUUUAACUCAGGGGCGUAUGACAACCUCACAAUGUGGGAACAAAUAGAUAAUGGUGACCAAUAUACACCAACAAAGAAGUUUUUAAUGCUAGUUCCCAUCGCUUUGUUCUUGAUUAGUACGCAUUAUUCGAAAUAUAAUUUAAACUUAUUCAUUUUAAAUGGUGUUAGUUGCUUAUGUGUUGUUGUUCCUAAGUUGGCCUUCUCUCAUAGGUUGAGAGUAACUUUGUACUGA